Dicentrarchus labrax (European seabass) is the source of this 3598-nucleotide messenger RNA. It is a transcript of the gene corin, whose product is annotated as corin, serine peptidase. Gene Ontology annotation, biological process: acrosome reaction; proteolysis. Bases 100 to 3582 code for a protein of 1160 amino acids. Lineage: Eukaryota; Metazoa; Chordata; Actinopteri; Moronidae. The transcript is spliced from 25 exons. Gene Ontology annotation, molecular function: protein binding; serine-type endopeptidase activity. Gene Ontology annotation, cellular component: membrane. The record is from RefSeq and is a predicted model, not a curated record.
GCGGAGCCAGCGUGUCUCGUGCUCGGUUAGUUAGCGGAGCUGCUCGCGGGCAGCAGGCAGAGGGAUGGUCUCGCGCUCGGCGGCGGGCAGCAUCAGGUCAUGUUGUCCGCGCGGCUGGAGACCUGCCCGCGUGUCACCUUCAGCGGAGCGGGAACUGCGUCGACUCCGGCUCGAGGACCCGAGGCCGGGAUGGGCGGGGAGCCGUGUCCUCACAAGCUGGGAUCGACCAAUCACCUUCGACUUCUCCUCUACAUCCUGAUCCCGACCGUGAGCCUGCUGGCCGGCCUGCUGCUGCUCGUCCUGACCCUCACCGCGGGGAGUCUCUCAGCCAAUCAGAGCAGAGCCUCAAACAUUCAGACUGAAAGAAUUUCAAAUAUUUACGCAGGUAUGUUCGGCAGCAGCCUGUUGGACUCCAGCCCGCUCCCCUCCCCCGAGCCCAUCGCCGACAGCAACCCUGGUUACCAUGGCAACAGCACAAACCCCUCCUCCUCGUUCCAGACGGAAGACGCCACGGCCUCGCUACGAAACCGCAGCGACAACGGCGACGUCGCGUACGGCCGUAGCAACCACAGCACGCCGGCUGCUACCACCAGCGUCCCUCCUUCCUCCUCCUCCUCCUCCUCCUCCUCCUCUCAGGCCCCGCCCACGCAGCCCUACACAAAGCCUUCUGAUUGGCUGACAUCUGUGACGUCACUGAGCACCGCCUGGCCGAUGAGCACCACCCCAACGCCGGACUCAGGUAGCUGUCAGCUGAUCGUGGAGCCUCAGUGUCACAUGCUGCCCUACAACCAAACAUGGCUGUCCUCCUCCGUCGCCGUGGUGAAGAGCUCAGAGGUCGACAUGUUGCUAAGGUUCUUCAGCUACCUCAGCAGACUCUCCUGCUACAGACACAUCAUGCUCUUCGGCUGCUCGCUGGCGCUGCCCGAGUGCAUCGCCGCCGACGGCACACACAGCAGACGGGUUGUGUUGCCCUGUGCGUCGUUCUGCGAGGCGGCGAGGGAAGGCUGCGAGCCCGUCCUCCAGAUGUUUAACGCCUCCUGGCCCGAGUUCCUGCGCUGCUCGCAGUUCAGCAACGUGACCUCUGCGUUGUCGCCGCCGUCUUCGUCAUUGUCGCCAUCAUCAUCACCAUCGCCAUCGCCUUCAUCAUCGCCCACGGCAACAGCAGGCCCCACCCCUUUUUCCUGUUACACACCGAGGCAGAUCAAAGGGAAACCCUCUGUGUGUGGCGGGAAGGACCACUUCCUGUGUGCAACCGGGAUCUGUGUCCCUCAGAAACUGGUGUGUAACGGCUACAACGACUGCGACGACUGGAGCGACGAAACACACUGUGUGUGUGCAGAUGGAAAGUUUCGGUGUAACACCGGCCGGUGUGUCUCGCCCACUCUGGUCUGUGACGGUUACGAUGACUGCGGAGACCUGAGUGACGAACUCAACUGUGUGUGCGAUCGGUCUCAGGAGCACCGCUGUGGGGACGGUCGCUGCGUGUCCCGAGACUGGCUGUGUGACGGAGACCACGACUGUCUGGAUAAGAGCGACGAGCUCAACUGCUCCUGUAAGAGUCAGGGUCUGCUGGAGUGCAGGAACGGUCAGUGUAUUCCUUCGGCGUUUCGCUGUGACGGCGAGGACGACUGUAAAGACGGCAGCGACGAGGAGCACUGCAGCAGAGAGCAGACUCAGGGUGUGUGUCCUCCGGGUCAGCCCAGCUGUAUCUCCACUUCCUGUCCGUCAGUGUGUGUGGGGGGCAACGCCGCCUGUGACCCCCGAAACAACAACAACAACAACAACUGCACUCGCUGUGAGCCCAUCAGUCUGGAGCUGUGCAUGAACUUGCCCUACAACCUGACCAGCUACCCCAACUACCUGGGCCACCUGUCCCAGAGAGAGAGCUCCGUGUCCUGGGAGUCGUCCCUGUUCCCGGCCCUGGUCCAGACCGGCUGCUACCAGUACCUGAUGUUCUACGCCUGCACGCUGCUGGUGCCAAAGUGUGACCCCGUGACCCUGCAGAGGGUCCCGCCCUGCAGGUCGUUGUGUCGUAAUGCGAAGGGGAAGUGUGAGUCGGUGCUCGGCAUUGUGGGAUUGCAGUGGCCUGAGGACUCGGACUGCAGUCAGUUUCCAGAGGAGGGAGGAAACACCACCUGCCUGCUGCCGGAGGACGGCGUCGACGAGUGCUCCCCCAGCCACUUCAAGUGCCGGUCGGGUCGCUGCGUCCUGGCGAGCAAACGCUGCGACGGACACCUGGACUGUGACGACCACAGCGACGAGGACAACUGCGGCUGUUCUGAGCGUGCUCUGUGGGAGUGCCCCGGCAGUAAAGUCUGUAUCAAAGCCAGUAUGAUCUGUGACGGGUUCCCAGACUGCCCCCUGCUGGUGGACGAGGCCAACUGCUCGGUGUGCAGAGAUAACGAGCUGUCCUGUAACAACCAUCAGUGCGUUCAUCGGACUCUGUGGUGCGAUGGAAAGAAACACUGCUCGGACAGCUCGGACGAGUGGAACUGUGUGUCUCUGUCCGAUCGAUCAGGUUCGGUAUUGACGGUGUUCAGGACAGCAGCAGAGUAUCAGGUCUGUGCAGACGAGUGGAACCACGAUCUGAGCAAACUGACCUGCAACCAGCUGGGACUAGGAGUUCCCUCCUCUGUUUCCAUGGUAGCCGACCAGCCUGGCGUCCCGGGCCGUCGCCGUUGGUUACACGUCCAUCCGGAGUGGAACCAGAGGAACGGAUCCGCUCUGCAGGCCCGACUGGAGAAGAGAAGCCAUGCGUGUCAUUCCAGGAGGAGAGUAUCGGUGCUUUGUACCAGAGAAGAGUGCGGCCUGCGCCCGGUGCUGGGCGCCUACCCUCACAGGAAGAAGAGGAUUCUGGGAGGGCGGGUGUCGCGGCGGGGGUCGUGGCCGUGGCAGUGCUCGCUGCAGAGCGGUCAGAGCGGCCACGUCUGCGGCUGCGUGCUCAUCGCCCGGCGGUGGGCUCUGACGGUCGCUCACUGCUUCGAGGGGAGGGAGAGUGCCGACCUGUGGAAGGUGGUGUUGGGUCUGAACAACCUGGACCAUCCAGGAGUUCACAGUCAGACCCGCGGGGUGCGCUCCAUCAUCGUACACCCGCGCUACAACCGGGCGGUGGUCGACUACGACAUCAGCGUGGUGCAGCUGGACUCUGAGAUCGAGGAGACGGAGUUCGUCCGGCCGGUGUGUCUGCCGGACCUCGACCAGCUCCCCUCUCCGGACUCCUACUGUUACAUCACAGGCUGGGGUCACAUGGGCAACCGGAUGCCCUUUAAGCUGCAGGAAGGGGAGGUUCGGAUCAUCUCGCUGUCUCAGUGUCAGUCUUACUUCGACAUGAAGACCAUCACUCCCAGGAUGCUUUGCGCCGGUUACGACGCCGGAACCGUGGACUCCUGCAUGGGCGACAGCGGCGGCCCGUUGGUGUGCGAGCAGGAGGACGGCGGCGGUCGCUGGACGCUGUUCGGCCUGACGUCGUGGGGCAGCGUGUGCUUCAGUAAAGUGCUCGGACCCGGCGUGUACAGCAACGUGACGCACUUCACCCCCUGGAUCCAACAACAGAUCUACAUCCACACCUACCUGAGCGACUGACACACACACACACACC